AUGGACUAUGCAAAGCUUAAAACAAGAUUAAAGGACAAGUUUACAAAGGAGUACAAAAAGACACAGCACACAGGCGCAUACUUAGACGCAGAGAAAGAGUACAAAAAAACCAGAGAGUCCAUAAAAAUAAUGGAAAUCGAACUGCAGGCCCUGCAGCAAGCAUUCACUACAUCAUCUAUAUACGACAAUAUAACUAGCAGUUUGGCAUCCGGGCUAGAGCUCGUAAAAGAAAGCAUAAAGAAACAAGGCAGAGCAAGAACAGAAGUAUCAAAAGAAGAAGUAGACGUGUUUGGUCUCUUCGCAGGGUCUUCUCUGGUGCUGGCCAAUAACACAGCAGGAGAAGCAUCCAGGCAGUUUGAAGGCCUCUCAUACUCGCUGAAGAAAGUGUCUGCGUCACGUGUGCAGCUUAAAGAAGGCAUAAAUCGGGUUAUGGAUCUACUUAAAGAGCUCAAGGACAUGUCUCUUGAGAUAGAUGAUAGCAGACUGAAGAUACUAGAUCUAAGACAAUGUGUAGAGGCUGCGAGAUCAGCAGAGGAAGAAGAGAAAUACAAACAGGAGUACACAGAGCAAACAUCUAAGGUGUAUGAAGAAAUGAAGAGAUUUACUGAGUCACCUGAGCUAUCAGAAAUAGCACUAGGGCUUGCAGGGGCACUUCGAGGAUUCUUUGGAGAUGCGUAUGAUGCGAUGGCAGAAAGCAUAAGUGACAAGUAA
Nematocida ausubeli is the source of this 711-nucleotide messenger RNA. RefSeq lists its product as uncharacterized. The record is from RefSeq and is a predicted model, not a curated record. The transcript has a single exon. The coding region runs from base 1 to 711 and encodes 236 amino acids. Lineage: Eukaryota; Fungi; Microsporidia.